AUGGGGCGUGAAUUUAUCGUGCUUGAUGACAUUUGGAUUUCAAGCAAAAAUAGUGAAAAGUCGCUGUUGAACAUCACGCAGUUACUUCCACUCAUCCUUGAUUGUUUUCAGGCGGAAUCUGAUCUCGCAAAAUUUAACUACGCAUUCAAAAUUACUCUUCAAGCAUUUUUAUGGCCUACAGUGGUGAUCGGUGUAAUGGGAAAUUUGGCAGUCUUGAUUCGCAUAUUCGCGGGCUAUACGAGCAAGCCUUCCAACCACUCAAACGUUCCCCUGAAGACGUUCUAUUUGUUCUCGCUUGUGUCGUUCGCCGUAUCGGAUCUGCUGUUCCUCGUGAGCUCCGGCACCAAUGCGCUCGCGACGAUAAGCCGCGACAAAGUCGGUCUCUGGAACUUGCCGAGUUGGACGUGCAGUGUCUUGCCUUACUUGCAGACGGUCGCCGUCAUAUCGGGUUCCAUUACUCUGACAGGAAUCGCAGUCGAUCGGUACAAAGCUCUGGAGAUAAACCCCGCUUGGAGUCAAGGUCUAUCGUGGCCAUGCGUAACGCUCUACAAUUUAUUCCUCUGGCUGCUCGCUUUCGGCGUUUCGUAUCCUAUUUUAGGAAUGUACACUAUUCGAACCUUCAAGUACAGAGGCGAACACGGAUGUGUCGAGGGGUUUCAAUGCGGCCUCGAAAGCGACAUCCACGUCCAUUACAAUGCUGCACUCGUGUAUUCAAUUAUUUUCGCUGUAAUAUUCAUGCCGCUCAUAAUCGUUUUCAUCACGGUGCACGUGCUCUUAGCUUCAAACAUUUUGCGAUUCAGGCUUCACUCCAGCGAAAUGCAUCAAUCGUCUGGAAAUAAUUCACAACCGGCCGCUGCAGAAAAUUCAACAGGUCCAACGGAAGCAAAAAAUAAUCCAUCGCGGCUCCCACCAAAUGAGCCCUUAAAUAUGACUAAACGAAAACGAAGGAUAAUAAAAAUCAUUUCCGUCUUGAUAAUCGUUUAUAUCGUUGGAAAACUUCCAAGCUGGAUACUUCUCAUGUGUAAACUACGUAUAAGCUUAAAAGGAAUGUUUUGGGUAUAUGUUCAGCAGAUAUUUUCAAGUUUGAUGUUGUUAAAUGCAGCACUCAAUCCUUUUCUGUACGCCUUUUUGACUGAAACUUUGUCGGUUAUUGAUGUUUUAAAAAAAGUUCGUUGUUGCAAAAAGAAUGAUCCAGUGUAUUCGAUACCCAAUUGUUGA
Molecule: messenger RNA, 1218 nt
Organism: Trichogramma pretiosum
Lineage: Eukaryota; Metazoa; Arthropoda; Insecta; Hymenoptera; Trichogrammatidae
Product: galanin-like G-protein coupled receptor npr-9
Exons: 4
Coding region: 1-1218 (405 amino acids)
Biological process (GO): G protein-coupled receptor signaling pathway
Cellular component (GO): membrane
Molecular function (GO): G protein-coupled receptor activity
Source: RefSeq, a predicted model, not a curated record